Messenger RNA from Zophobas morio, 1262 nucleotides. Its product is annotated as lipase 1-like. Gene Ontology annotation, biological process: lipid metabolic process. Gene Ontology annotation, molecular function: hydrolase activity, acting on ester bonds. The transcript is spliced from 4 exons. Bases 66 to 1262 code for a protein of 398 amino acids. NCBI's taxonomy places the organism in Eukaryota, Metazoa, Arthropoda, Insecta, Coleoptera, Tenebrionidae. The record is from RefSeq and is a predicted model, not a curated record.
ACUCUAACCUUCACGUAAAAGUACCUAUAAAUUAAAAGUUUCAAAAUUCUUUAUCAUUAACAAAAAUGCUCAUUUGGGUGUCUCUUCUUUCGUUGCUUUUUUUAAAGCCCGUCACUCUCUCGCAAGUACUUCAACCUUUACCUCCGUCACUACAAGAUGAAGUUAAUUCAACAGUCCCGGAGAUCAUUGCCAAGUACCACUACUCAGUGGAAGUGCACCACGUGAUUACUGAAGAUGGAUAUAUUCUCAGUCUUCACCGAAUUCUCCCCUCACGCAAACCCAUCAACUCUUCCGUUCUUGUAAUGCACGGAAUCUUUGCUUCUUCUGCCGACUGGAUCAUAACGGGACCCAGCCAUGGCUUAGGGUACAUACUUUCAAACGAAGGGUACGACGUGUGGUUGGGGAACGCCCGAGGUAAUCGAUACUCGCGUAACCACACUUCUUUGGACCCCAAGUCAAAAGAAUUCUGGGAUUUUUCUUUCCACGAAAUAGGAGUGUAUGACCUUCCAGCAACCAUAGAUUAUAUUUUGGGAAAAAUACAACAGAAAGAAAUUUUCUAUAUCGGACAUUCUCAAGGAACUGCCGCCUUCUACGUGAUGUGUUCACUAAAACCGGAAUAUAAUGCGAAAAUUAAAGCCCAGUUUAGUAUGGCUCCUAUAGCCUUUGUUAAUCAUAUGUUCAGUCCGAUUAUGCAUUUUUUGGCGGCUUUCAAUGUCGUGUUUGAGAACGUAGCGUAUUGGAUGGAUUUGAAUGAAUUAUUGCCAAAAAACGGGGUUGUCAAUAUUUUGGGGGAAAAACUAUGUGGUGCGUACUCGAUUGGUGAAUACGUGUGCAAUAAUGCGCUUUUUGCCAUUGCGGGCUUCAAUCUUGACCACCUCAAUUUAACUCUUCUUCCACUGAUUUUAACACACGUUCCUGCUGGGAGUUCGACCAAGCAAGUGUUGCAUUUUAGUCAGGAAAUUAACUCAGGCCAUUUUCGUCAGUACGACUACGGAUAUUGGAGUAAUUUCAAACUAUAUGGUCAAUUGUCCCCUCCAGACUACGAUCUAAGCAAAAUUACUGUUCCCAUUUACACCUUCAGCAGCAACAGUGAUUGGAUUUCUUCGCCAGAAGAUGUAGCCACACUUUCCAAACAAUUAAAGAGUUCAAAAGGAGAUUUUUUUGUGGCUGAUGGCUCAUUUACACAUAUAGACUAUAUGUAUGGAAUGGAUGCCCCAAAGGUUCUUUAUAACAGGAUCCUAAGUUUGAUGACGAGAUAUUAA